Molecule: messenger RNA, 486 nt
Organism: Dufourea novaeangliae
Lineage: Eukaryota; Metazoa; Arthropoda; Insecta; Hymenoptera; Halictidae
Product: balbiani ring protein 3-like
Exons: 3
Coding region: 1-486 (161 amino acids)
Biological process (GO): positive regulation of protein autophosphorylation; positive regulation of cell population proliferation
Cellular component (GO): membrane
Molecular function (GO): growth factor activity; growth factor receptor binding
Source: RefSeq, a predicted model, not a curated record
AUGAGACAAGCGAAGUGCAUGCCACGAGUAACGAUGGUGAACCUGGACCAGGAACCUGGGUACAUGUAUUUUCCUAGUAUGGUGACGGUGAAGAGGUGUGAAGGUUUUUGCGGCAAUAAUUUGUCCUGUAUGCCGAUUGAUACUCACCGCAAAGCGAUCCUCGUUAAAAAGAGCGGCAUUUUUAAGGUCAACGAUAUGACGUGCCAUAAAGUUCUUGUCGAGGAGCACACAAAAUGCAGAUGCCGAUGCAACGUGAUGAAGCAUCACUGCAACAGGUAUCAGGAGUACAGCGAGGAAACUUGCUCGUGCAUGUGCAUGAAUUUCAGUGAGCAGGCCGAGUGCAAACGUUUAAAGAACAUGGUCUGGAACUCCGAAAAGUGCAAAUGCACCUGCUCGACACCGGAAGAGGAGUGCUCCACCGGUUUGGAGUGGCUUCCAUCAAGAUGCAUGUGUGUCAGAGUGAUGAUGAUGGGUAGCGGUGAUUAA